GAGGCGGAUCACAGAGCGUUGGUGAAGAAACAAGGAAGGAAAAAGAUAAGAUUUUUAAGCUCCACAGACUGUGUUUGAGCUUCUACCUUCAAUUCUAUCACCAAUGGCCUCUGCUUCUCUACUCAAAUCCUCCCCUGUUCUCGACAAGUUCGAGUGGGUCAAGGGCCAAUCCCUCCGCCAGCCCGCCGUCUCCGUCGUCCGCUGCCACCCCACCGCCGCCCCCUCCACCCUCACCGUCCGCGCUGGCUCUUACGCAGAUGAAUUGGUCAAAACUGCCAAAACUGUAGCCUCUCCCGGGCGUGGAAUUUUGGCGAUGGACGAGUCGAAUGCGACCUGCGGGAAGCGGUUGGCGUCGAUCGGGUUGGAGAACACCGAGGCCAACCGUCAGGCCUACAGGACGCUGCUCGUGACGCCGCCGGACCUCGGCAAGUACAUCUCCGGUGCUAUCCUUUUCGAGGAGACGCUCUACCAAUCCACCGUCGACGGCGAGAAGAUCGUCGACGUUCUGGUGAGGCAGGGCAUUGUUCCAGGAAUCAAAGUCGACAAGGGGUUGGUGCCGCUGCCUGGUUCCAACAACGAAUCAUGGUGCCAAGGACUGGACGGCUUGGCUUCUCGUGCAGCUGCUUACUACCAACAGGGCGCUCGUUUCGCCAAAUGGCGCACGGUGGUGAGCAUCCCCAAUGGCCCAUCAGCCCUCGCCGUGAAGGAAGCCGCGUGGGGCCUUGCACGCUACGCUGCGGUCUCCCAGGACAAUGGGCUGGUUCCGAUUGUGGAGCCGGAGAUCCUGCUGGACGGCGACCACGGAAUCGACAGAACAUUUGAGGUUGCACAGAAGGUGUGGGCAGAGGUUUUCUUCUACCUCGCAGAAAACAAUGUCAUGUUCGAAGGAAUUCUUCUGAAGCCGAGCAUGGUUACUCCCGGCGCCGAGAGCAAAGACAAAGCUAGUCCCGAGAAAGUUGCGGAGUACACUUUGUCUCUCCUCAAGAGAAGAAUUCCUCCCGCAGUUCCCGGAAUCAUGUUUUUAUCAGGAGGGCAAUCUGAGAUCGAGGCGACGCUGAACUUGAAUGCGAUGAACCAAGCACCGAACCCGUGGCAUGUGUCGUUCUCGUAUGCGAGGGCACUGCAGAACACGUGCUUGAAGACAUGGGGCGGCCGGCCGGAGAAUGUGAAGUCGGCACAGGAUGCUCUGAUUCUCCGAGCUAAGGCGAACUCGCUCGCGCAGCUUGGAAAGUACACCGGCGAGGGCGAGUCCGAGGAGGCCAACCAGGGGAUGUUCGUGAAGGACUACUCAUACUGAGCUCUUCAGGGGAAACUUCUAUAGAAGAAAGAUGGAUGAUUCAUGAUGAUGAUGGGGUGAAUUUGGAGACUAAUUGCUCUGUUUAUUGUGUUUAUGAUGGUGCUUUUUAUAGCGAUUUCAAAAGAAGAAAAAGACUAUUUUUGUGUAAUUCUUAAUGUUAAUGUUAGCAGCUUAAUGAACAUUUUGUUGGUGAUGAUUUUGGUUUAGUUUUGUGCUCUUGUUAAUGCUAUGUAGUAUGUAAGAUGCUUCAAUUUGCAUUAUGAGCCUAUGAUAUAUAUAAUAAGGCUUUCUUUCCAAA
Messenger RNA from Momordica charantia (bitter melon), 1595 nucleotides. RefSeq names its product fructose-bisphosphate aldolase 1, chloroplastic. Gene Ontology annotation, molecular function: fructose-bisphosphate aldolase activity. The record is from RefSeq and is a predicted model, not a curated record. Lineage: Eukaryota; Viridiplantae; Streptophyta; Magnoliopsida; Cucurbitales; Cucurbitaceae. Gene Ontology annotation, biological process: glycolytic process.